AUGCCAGAGAUGCAAGUCUCCCGCUCAGGCAGUAAGCCUUCUAUUCACGGACCCAGCGCUAUUGCAAACGCCUUUACCGGCGGUGACGUGUAUAUCGACCCUGUGCACGCCAGCACUGACCUCAACGUCUCGAAUGUCAAUUUCUCACCCUGUGCGCGGACACACUGGCACACACACUCUGGAGGCCAGAUUCUCACCGUUGUUGCUGGUUCGGGAUGGGUUUGCGACAGAGGUGCGAAACCGGUCAAGAUCGCUGCGGGUGAUACGGUGUGGUGUCCGCCGGGCACGACGCAUUGGCAUGGUGCGGAUGAAGGGGGAUAUAUGGUGCAUCAGGCGGUUAGUUUGGGGGAGGUGAGGUGGCUGGAGGCGGUUGAAGAUGAGGAGUAUGGGAAGAGGAAGGACUGA
Boeremia exigua is the source of this 405-nucleotide messenger RNA. RefSeq names its product RmlC-like cupin domain-containing protein. Lineage: Eukaryota; Fungi; Ascomycota; Dothideomycetes; Pleosporales; Didymellaceae. The transcript has a single exon. The coding region runs from base 1 to 405 and encodes 134 amino acids. The record is from RefSeq and is a predicted model, not a curated record.